GCCUUCAAGGAUUGCAUAAUAUUCAUGGAAGCUUCAACCUGCCAACUGUGCCUGGUUCGCUUGCAUCUAGAGAGGCCGCAAUGGGUGUUGUACCAUCAGGUGGUGUUCAGCAACCAGGAGGAAGCAUUCCUAGUGGACGGUUCUCAUCAAACAAUCUUUUGGUUGCAUUAUCUCAGAUGCCUCAUGGCUCUGGUGUCACAAAUAGAGGGGGUAUUAAUGUUGUUGGAAAUCAUGCUUUUAGUAGUAGUAAUAUUAAUGGAGUCACUGGGUCAAUAACUGGUAUUUCCUCAAGUUCAGCUUAUGGGAAUCGUAGUUCUGUUCCUGGUUUGGGAGUUUCUCCAGUAUUGAGUAAUGUAUGGCCAAGACUUAUAAGCUCUGUAGGCAACAUUGUUGGCAGUGGUAACAUGGGAAGAAGCAUCAGUUCUGGAGGAUUAUCUGUGCCCGGUUUAGCUUCACGGGUAAACUUAGCUAUUAUGCACAGAGCAAGAAGGAUAAUGUUGGCACUAGUGGAAGAUGCUAAAGAAAAGGGUCCGGGCUCUCAAAAGGAGUCCAAGAGCUCAGAGCAGGCUCGCCCAGUGAGUGUUGAGGGUGCCCAGGUCCCUCAAAAGAAGCUAAACACAAGCACAAACCAGAGCCAAAAUCUGAAUCUGACUCAGAAGAUGAAGAAGAACAACUCGUGCAACAAGAAAGGACCCUACAAGAAUGAGUGUCCAAAGAUGAGAGAUGAUAAACCCAAACUAGCCAGGAAGAAAAAGGCACUCAAGGCGACAUGGGAUGAGUCAUCCUCAAAAGAAUCAGAUGUUGAGGAUCAUAAGUAUCACAAUUACCUCACAUUGAUGGCAACAAGACUGGAAUCAAAAAGCAAGUCUGAGGGUGAAUCAAGCCACGAGUCUGUACUCAUUUCUAAAGUUUGUGGAAAAUCAAAUGUGAACCCACAGUCUAGGGACUUGGUGCUGCAAUUGGUCGAAAGGAUUCUCUCUGGACCGAAAGCUCAAACUAUUAUGUUAAAUGGUGCUGUUCGGAAGGGGGAACGCAUAGUACCACCUGCUGUACUUGAUCUACUCAUGCGGGCGACUUUUCCUGCUUCUACAGCUCGAGUCAAGACAACUGAAAGAUUUGAGACGUUUUAUCCUACUCUAAAAGAGUUGGCUCUUACUGGUUAUGGUACCAAAACCACAAAGCAAGCAUCACAACAGCUUUUGCCUUUUGCCAUCCAAGCGAUUCAAGAAAAUAAUUCCGAGCUAACAAAGGAAGCGACGGAUUUGUUCAUCUGGUGUUUGACUCAGAAUGCUGAGUGCUAUAAACAGUGGGUGAGUUGUUCUUCAAACGUGCUAUUUAUAGCUUUUAUUAUUUUGUAA
Molecule: messenger RNA, 1358 nt
Organism: Zingiber officinale
Lineage: Eukaryota; Viridiplantae; Streptophyta; Magnoliopsida; Zingiberales; Zingiberaceae
Exons: 10
Coding region: 81-1358 (425 amino acids)
Cellular component (GO): endoplasmic reticulum; Golgi apparatus
Source: RefSeq, a predicted model, not a curated record